UCGAUGAAGUAUAGCUACAAUCGGAAUGAGGUUAUGACUCUAUCCCAACGUCGAGGCCAAAUCGAAACCGGAUUGAGUCGAGCGAGCCCAAGGUCCAUCUUGGAUGUACGUAUGCGGCUCUGCUCCCUCUGGAAUCAAGUUUCAGGUGGGGGAGAUGGUUGCCUGGUUAUCGGUGAAGGUAUCAGGGCAACGUUCACCCUUGCCCUUUGUGGAACACACAUGCUCAGGGCAGUCCUCGAGUCCAUCUCCGUCAACCAAGUCCUUCAAAAGUACCGACAAAAGCCGCAGAGCCGCAGAGCAGAGCCUCCUCCGAGAGCCGCAAGCUCCCUUCAUUCUGAGGAUUCGGAUGGCUUCCCGCGUCGUAUGCUGGCCCAUGGCGUCCUUCUGCCGCCCUUCUCCGUACUUUCGGCGCAAGACACAAGGAAUCACUCACCGUAGGUGUUCCUAUCUGCCUGGCCAUACCGUAACAUCGCAUCGAACCACCGCUCCGGAUAUCCAAACGCCUGUAGGGGACCUAUCAGGGCAGACGUUACAUACCAAUGGCCGGCCCAGAGGCGUCCUCAUAGGUAGGCGCAGUUGUGGUAUUAGACGUCGGGUUAUGGAGUGUGAAUUCGUCACUGCGCCAACUUUCGCCGAGGCAAGCAGGAUGCCUUCUGGAACAGCCACGAUGGGCACCAGCUCAACGACAGGAGUCCCCACCAAGACGACUCAUUCACGCCGGCCCCGUCUCCGUUUAAGGCUUCCCGUGAACAAAUGUCUAGUGACUAUUGUGCGGUGGCUUGAAACCUCGCUGGUGAACAAUUCUGUCGCCUCGGCCAGGCUUUCUUGACACAGCCGUCGAUUGUAAUGUCAGUGGGACUCUGCGGACGAUACGCAACAAGGGAUUUGGGACUUCGUCUUGAGGUUUUGGAACUAUAAAGAGAUGGAUGGAUUCCUGAGAAACAAGUGUCGUCUCAUCACACCAUCACCGCUUUCAGCUUCUUUUGAGCAUCUGCUAGAAAUACUCAUCUAAGAAUCUACUACUCUUCCGUCUGAUAUAUCAAGACUCAAACAUAUCUACUCCUGAUUUCCUCGCACGAAUACUCAAUCCAUCACCAUGCCCAAGCCAUCAGCUAAGACUUACGUUGCGACCU
Colletotrichum acutatum is the source of this 1133-nucleotide messenger RNA. RefSeq lists its product as uncharacterized. NCBI's taxonomy places the organism in Eukaryota, Fungi, Ascomycota, Sordariomycetes, Glomerellales, Glomerellaceae. The transcript is spliced from 2 exons. The record is from RefSeq and is a predicted model, not a curated record. The coding region runs from base 104 to 829 and encodes 241 amino acids.